Messenger RNA from Chironomus riparius, 1812 nucleotides. NCBI's taxonomy places the organism in Eukaryota, Metazoa, Arthropoda, Insecta, Diptera, Chironomidae. The record is from the annotation of a GenBank genome assembly.
AUGAAUAUGAUUAAACUGGAUAUUUUCUCAAAGUCGAUCCUGCUUUAUUCAUAUUUUCUCAUAACUGAAUCAGACAAGAUUACUCUAAUGUCAGUCGAGUGGUUUACUUCAAAAAGGUGCAAUAUCCAACAACUAAAAGUGCUAAACGUUUUCAACAAAAAUUCAAUGAAAUGGAAUUCGAAAUUAAGGAAUCAUGAAAAGUUUUUAAAUUAUCAUGGAUGUGAAUUGACUCUUAUGAUGCCAGUACCUGAUAGAGACUCGACUAAAUCUGGAUUGAGCUCAAUAACUUCAAUCAUUUUCCAAAUGGCAUCAAAAAAGAACAAUUUUAAGCAUUAUUUCCAACCGGUAAUUUCACGUUCACAAUACAUGAUGAAUUCUAGCAAAGAAAGUCUCAACUUAGUUCCUGACAAUAAACAAGUCAAAAUUCCAAAUGUUUAUUUUGAAUUUACGGAUAUCCAAAAAACUGCUACCGAACUUCGAACAUCAAACUCUGUUAUGGACUUACAAUACACAGUUCUUGUUACACCAGGCGAGCUCUUCACACCCUACGAAAAACUUCUACUUCCAUUUGAUUUCUGGACUUGGAUUUUUGUCUUCAUUACUUUUUCAACUACAUUCGUGUCGAUAUUCUGUAUUAAUCACUUGCCAGAAAAAAUUAAAGAUGUUGUGUAUGGCAACAAGGUCAGAACUCCAGUGUGGAAUGUAGUUGGUCUUAUUUUUGGGAUUGGACAGACGCGACUGCCUGACAAAAGCUUUGCAAGAUUUAUUUUCAUUCUUUUCAUCUGGUUCUGUUUGAUUUUUCAAGUCUGCUUUCAAAGUAAGCUGUUUGAGUUUAUGACAAGUGAACCUCGACGUCCGUCACCGGUCAGUAUUAGAGAUUUGAUUGAUAUGAAUUAUGCAAUAUAUACAUUUUCAUCAGAAACUGCUUUAGCAAGUGGUUUAUACCACGGAAGUAAGAACAUUGUCCGAAUUAAUCCUGUUAAAUUCGCUAACCUUUUCAUGACGCAAUCUCGAAAUGCUUCAGCAAAACUUGUUCUUGUUAUUGAUGAAAUCAAUCUUCAAGCCUUGAAACAAUUCACUAAAACUAAUCCAGAUUGGAAACGAAUUGCAAAUGGAAACAAGUUCAAAUCACAACAAGUUUUUGCAUUUCAUGAUUAUGCAUUUCACUUCCGAAUGCUAAAAAAGACAAUUGACAACAUGAUUGACUCGGGACAAAUGGAAAAUCUUAUAAAAAAUUACUAUUCAAAUUCACCAAACAAUGAAGAUUCUUAUGAUGAUGAACCAAGAGUUUUAGCAAUGUCUGACUUAGAAUUUGGUUUUUAUAUUUGGAUUGGAUGUUGCUGCAUUUCGAUCCUGGGAUUUGUUUUUGAAUUAUUGUGGAGUUUUUUUAAGGACACUAAAACAUCAAUUCCUGUAGAAAGACCAAUAACGAAUCUCGGAACUAGAUAUCGAAGUGAUCAUGAACAAUCAGAUGAAAUUGAUAUUGAUCAGACAGAUGAAGUUGAUUAUGGAGAGUUUGAUAAACAGAAAAUGAGACAAGAUGGUCAAGAUCAGGAACAACAAAAUACGAAUCAAAAUGAUGACAUCAACAUUGAACCAGAAGGACACAAUGUAGAAGUUCUAGCAGAAGUGCAUCAAUCUGAUGAAAUGGAAGAAUCCAUUCUUUAUUUCGAAGCUAUAAUUGAUAGCAAUGAAAGACGACAAAGCGAAAGUCAAGCAACUGAUUUAACAGAAGCAAUAUCAAGUUUUAUGAGGAUCGAGUUGUUUGAAUGUCAAGAACCUAUUGAAUGCGAUUUUCUUGAUAAAAAUUAA